This is a messenger RNA of Cryphonectria parasitica EP155, 1255 nucleotides long. RefSeq lists its product as uncharacterized. Gene Ontology annotation, biological process: response to oxidative stress. The transcript is spliced from 2 exons. The record is from RefSeq and is a predicted model, not a curated record. Gene Ontology annotation, molecular function: glutathione peroxidase activity. The coding region runs from base 182 to 694 and encodes 170 amino acids. NCBI's taxonomy places the organism in Eukaryota, Fungi, Ascomycota, Sordariomycetes, Diaporthales, Cryphonectriaceae.
CGACUUCUGCCAGCACAACAACCUCGCUGCCCAGCAUCCUUAUUGUUAUCACCGUCAUCAUCAUCAUCAUCAUUAUCACCAACAUCUUCGUCACCAUCGACAACAACAACAAGACUGUCACAAGUCUACAACUGCCUCGGUACCAUCCAUAACAGGUCCCAGAUAUCGUAGCCUUGCAACAAUGGCCUCAGCAACCAGCUUUUACGACUUCAAGGUCCCUGACAAGAAGGGCGAGGAGAAGCCCCUGUCCGAGUACAAGGGCAAGGUCGUGCUCGUCGUCAACACCGCCUCCAAGUGCGGCUUCACGCCCCAGUACGCGGGGCUCGAGAAGCUCUGGAAGGACAUCAAGGAGAAGCACCCAGACGACUUUGUCAUUCUGGGCUUCCCCUGCAACCAGUUCGGCGGCCAGGAGCCCGGCACCAACGACGAUAUCCAGUCCUUCUGCCAGGUCAACUACGGCGUCUCCUUCCCCAUCAUGGGCAAGAUCGACGUCAACGGCGACGGCGCCAGCGAUCUGUACAAGUGGCUCAAGAAGGAGAAGCCUGGCAUCAUGGGCAUCCAGAUGGUCAAGUGGAACUUUGAGAAAUUCCUCAUUGGCCGCGACGGCACCGUCAAGGGCCGCUGGGCCAGCACCACCAAGCCAGAAUCGCUCGAGAAGCCCAUCCUGGACGAGAUCGCCAUCAAGCCAGAGUAGAUCCCCGCUUCUGCCGUCAUGUUAGCCGCUGCCAGUGGCCACUGAGAGGAGAGAAGAGCAGGAAAAGGGAGAAAGAGGCAGAACCUGAGGGCGUGAGAAGAGAAGUGAGGGACUGGGUGGGGGAUCGUCUUGUCUUUUUUUUUCUUCUCGAAUGAUCAACCGCCGUGUUGCCUUCCUGGCUCCCUUUGGCCACGCAAGGCGACUGGAACGGCACCAGCGGAUGAUGUCUUCUCCAUUCUUGCGCCCGGCUUAUCGGCGCCGUCGAGGCACCGACCAGGACUGAGGCUUCGACGAACCUUGGCCCUGGAGGGAGAUGAGAGAGAGAACCGAAGAGAUCAUCCACACGGAGAGGCCGUGUUGCCGCGUGAGCCUGCUUUCGCCCCUCAUCACGAAACCCGUCGUACUUUGAAAGAAGUAGCAAGUUCGUGCACAGUGCAGCCGCCCGACCACGGUCUCGCCGAUGUCACCUAUCUGUCGUCAGCUCGAUUUGUGGGUAGAGGGCUCUUAUAAUUGUAUGUAUAUAGAAGCAAGGAAGAAGACGAAUGAUACCAUGUUUGCGGU